AUGGCCGACUCCGACGAGGACUACGUGAACUCCUCCGUUGAUGAGGCGGUGCCCACACCGUCAGCCGCCGCGGCGCCGGCGGCCACAAAGGCGCGCGCCCGCCCGUCCAAAGCCCAAGAAGCAUCAACGUCACGGGCCUGCUUGAAGCCGGGAAGCGCAAGAGGCUGCUCAAAGACACGACACCCGCUGCAGCGCGGCAUCAUCAGACAUGUCAUGCUUAUCCUCGACCUGUCCAUCGCCAUGGCCGAGAAGGACUUCCGCCCCACGCGCUACCUCCUCGCGAUCCGCUACGCGUGCGACUACGUGCGCGAGUACUUUGAGCAGAACCCGAUCUCGCAGCUGGCCGUGCUGGGCAUGCGCGACGGCCUCGCCGUGCGCGUCAGCGACAUGUCCGGCAACCCGACAGACCACAUCGAGGCCAUCCAGAAGCUGCGCCUGGACGACCCCAGGGCUCCCCGAGUCUGCAGAACUAAUGCCCCGACGCACGGCACCCGCGAAGUAGUGAUCGUCUUCGGCGCGCUGCACUCCUCAGACCCCGGCGACAUCCACCAGACAAUCGCACACCUCGUCGCCGACAAGAUCCGCGUCAGCGUCGUCGGGCUCUCCGCCCAGGUCGCCGUCUGCCGCGACCGACUCGUGUCCAAGACCAACGCCGGCUCCACAAGCACCUACGGCGUCGCCCUAGACGACAAGCACUUCCGCGAGCUGCUCAUCGACACCACGAUCCCGCCC
Morchella sextelata is the source of this 732-nucleotide messenger RNA. RefSeq lists its product as uncharacterized. Gene Ontology annotation, biological process: nucleotide-excision repair; regulation of transcription by RNA polymerase II. The record is from RefSeq and is a predicted model, not a curated record. The transcript is spliced from 4 exons. Gene Ontology annotation, cellular component: transcription factor TFIIH holo complex. NCBI's taxonomy places the organism in Eukaryota, Fungi, Ascomycota, Pezizomycetes, Pezizales, Morchellaceae. The annotation marks the transcript as partial.